AUGCGACGGAUCCUUGUCUACAUUUUAUAUUACUUCAUUUUUCCUAUCGCACAGAGUUGCGCUUCUUAUGGCAGUGGCGGGUUUGGCGGGCUGAUCCCGACCCAGCCUCCACCUACUUAUUCCCCGAUUGGCGACUUUACGUGUUGCCUGGUGGCGACGCCGGCGUGCCCGAGCGGCGAAUACACAUCAUUCGUGCUGAUCCAGUUCGAGAAUGGGACCACGUCGUCGCGGGGGAUCGGCGCUAUCGGCCCAAUCCAAUGCACAUCAGCCGGAAAGUGGGAGGUCCAUUUAUCGAGACGACAGCCGGGCAACGUCCGAAAAGUCACCUGCUACCAAUUCUCCACCGACAACCAGCAGUCGCCGAUCGACAUUCUCACCAACGCGAGCACAUACGACCCGAAUUUGACGUUUUUCGACUUGAACUACUACCCCAAUGAUGGGUACCGACUGCAAUGGGGCCACAUAGCGCACGGCUUCUACAUCUACACCACCCCGCCCAACGAUCGAUCCACAUUCACGUCAUCGUCUACCGACGGAAUCCCGUACUACCUAUACCAGAUGCACGGCCAUUGGGGAAAUCCGUUUAUGAACGGGUCCGAACAUUUGCUGGAUGGACAGCGGCUACCUGCGGAGUUGCACUUCGUCCACUACAACCGCGACGAGUACGGCACGUUCGACAACUCUGUCGGAAAACCAAACGGCAUCGCCGUGAUCGCCGUCUUCGUCGAGGUCGGCGCCGCCAACGCCGAGUUCGACAAGAUUCUGCGCCCGAUCCAAGAGGUCGAAGAGCUGACCAAGGAGCACAACGCCACCGAGCAGCAUGAGGUCAUCGGCGUCGGGUUUGACUACGCAAAGAUGAUACCAGAUGAUCAUUCUUACUAUACCUACACCGGGAGUUUGACCACUGGAAACUACCGUACCUGCGUGCAAUGGACCGUGCUGCGCCAAUCGGUCACAAUAUCCCAUGAGCAACGAGAACUGGCGGAAUUUGCGCAAUUUUUGACGACGGAAAAACCAGAGCGCCAAGCCACAAACUCCAAGCCGAUGAUCCCGACGAAAGAGGAGUAUUUUGAGUGGGCUGAUGAGAAUGAGGAUGAAGGAGAGGAAUUCUAUGAGAGCAACGACGGCCUCGUCCAGAGCCUUCAGAAGCUGUACGACGACGGCAGCAAAAAGAUGACCUUCCAGCAAUUCCUCAUCACCCUCCAAAAGGCUCUCAAGCGGCAGAAGAAGCAAAAGCGUUCAGCACCGCUACUAAUUACAGCGAGGCCGGAGCAGAUUUUC
Molecule: messenger RNA, 1281 nt
Organism: Mesorhabditis spiculigera
Lineage: Eukaryota; Metazoa; Nematoda; Chromadorea; Rhabditida; Rhabditidae
Source: the annotation of a GenBank genome assembly